Molecule: messenger RNA, 1206 nt
Organism: Thermochaetoides thermophila DSM 1495
Lineage: Eukaryota; Fungi; Ascomycota; Sordariomycetes; Sordariales; Chaetomiaceae
Exons: 3
Coding region: 1-1206 (401 amino acids)
Cellular component (GO): membrane
Source: RefSeq, a predicted model, not a curated record
AUGGCGAAUCCAUGGUUGGCGCGACAGCGCAAGGCCGAGCUUGUCGAACUGGCGCAAGCCGUUGGGCUCAAAGACGUUGACAGCAAACGCAAGGCUGAUCUUGAGAUCGCCAUUGACGAGGUCCUCUCGGACAAUGCUGCGCGCUACCAGAGCGACCCGCGCUUCACCGAUUACUUCAAGAGCCGCGCUCGCGCUGGCGGCUCUCCAGUCAAGAGAGAGAGGGAGUCUGCCGCCGCGACAGGAGCUGCUGCCGGCGAUGUAAAGCCAUCCCGGCGCAAGUCGACCAAGCCGAUCGAAGAGCCUGUCGCUGCUACUGAAUCCGAAGAGUCAGAAUCGCCGACCGACCCCUCCGCAGCCCCCAGCGACACCCCUUCGAUGGCACUGACCCGUACCCCGGCCCGCGCGUUCGCCCUAGCUGCCCGUCUGACCAAUUCCCUCCCCGCAACCCCCGCCGACGUCGCGCAAGCGGUCGACCGCUCCACGGUCGCCGUCCGCUCACAGCUCUCCUCGCUCGUCGGCCCCGCCUCCCCGGUCGCAACCUCCCUCACCGACGCCGCACACACGACACGCGCCUGGCUAUCGACCGUGCACGCCGUCUUGUCAGCCGCCGCGCUCUUUGAGGCGUACCACCUCCGCCGGGAGCUGCUUCCGGAUGUGUAUGCGUUUACCAUUCCCGCAAUCAGCUGGCUUGGGACUGGCGACAAGCCGGUGCAUGUUCCCGACGUGUUCGCGUUGCUGACGAGCGGGUUUUGGGCAUGCACUGCUACGUGGCUGUUGACGAGUCUGAUUAUACCCGGUGUGGCGGGGUGGUUUUUCAACCUUAGCUCAGCGACUGGCACUGCGCCUGUUCGUGUGCCGGCUUCGGCUCCGGCAAAGAGGUCUCGUGGCAGGCCGAGCGGUGCGUCGCAGAAGCGGGAGGGUGUUGAUAAGAAUCAGGAGGAGGAGCAGGAGGAGGAGGGGGGAGAGGGGAUGUCAGAGGGGAAGCAGCAGAAGCAGGAGUAUGCGGUUGAUCCGCUUAUGUUUAGCGUUGCUAAGGCGCUGAUUACGUACGUGGUGUACGCGCAGGGGGUUACUUUUGGGGGUCUGCUCAGCCCGUGGGCUGUUACCCGUGUGGAAGCUGCCUUGUAUAGUGGCUGGCGCGGCGUCCUCGUUGGGACUGGCGUUACGGCCCUGGCGGCUGUUUGGGAGGCUGUGUCGCGGAAGUAG